Molecule: messenger RNA, 1365 nt
Organism: Bactrocera oleae (olive fruit fly)
Lineage: Eukaryota; Metazoa; Arthropoda; Insecta; Diptera; Tephritidae
Source: RefSeq, a predicted model, not a curated record
AAAACUGACAGCCACGAAUGGUCAAUUGGCGAUACAAAGUGGGUGUAGCAAAACCGAAAAACGUCAUAUGCGGGCGCAUUGUAUAUUUUUAUAGUUCAUACAAGUGUAUGUGGGUAUUAUGCGAAGGACGGUGUUUCCCAUGUUUGUAGUGGUUGGAGCAACAACAAUGUUGACGAUAUUUUGCCGGAAAAUAUAAACAGAGGAAAACACGAGAACAACGCCAUUCAAAGUCAACGCCAGCUGUUGAUGUAAGUUAAGUUAACUGUCAACGGGCACGAAUUAUUUUCCAGUAACUGAAAAGAAGCAUCAAAAUCUCUUUCAAUGGAUCCAAAUUUGCGAAAUCUUAAAGAUUUUCUGACACUAUAUAAUAAAGUCACGGAGUUGUGCUUUUCGCGAUGCGUGGAAACCCUCUACGAGCGUGAAUUAACCAAUGCUGAAAACACCUGUAUAGAUAAAUGUGUAACAAAAUUUGCGCGCUUUAAUCAAAAAAUGAUGAAUGUUUAUGUUGAAGUACAAACGGACAUAAACCAAAAACGAAUUCAAGAGCUUGAAACGACCCAGAAACAAGUGGACCAAGCUUCAACAUCCUCGUCAAAGGUAGUUGCAGCAGGAAUAAACUCAGUACCUAUGCCGGCAUCUGGAGCACAAACACCAGCCUACUCUUAAAAUAAAAUUCAGUGAAUAAUUAUUAUUCCUCCAUUAAUGUCGACACGUAUUUGCCUCGUAGCCUUAAUUGGUUUACCAGCUGCUGGAAAAAGUACAUUUAGUAGUUGGAUCUUGUCGAUCCCUCAACAACAGUUCAACGUCAUUCAUCUUUGUUAUGACGAUUUUCUGCCAGCACAAGAACAUACUCUUAAUGCAGAAAUAGAAUUAAAAUUACAACGUAGCAAAAUCUUGGAAACUAUAAACUUGCUUAUAUGUGAAUUAAAUGAAAACGCCUAUAUAGCAAAAGAUAUCAUUAAAUCUGUAAAGUUAUCUGAAAAUGCAAAUUGCCACGAUUUCAUAAUUCUAUGUGAUGAUAAUAAUUACUAUCGUAGUAUGAGAUAUAAAUUGUAUCAAUUGUGCAGGCAGAACAAGUGUGCUUAUGCACAAAUUUACUUAGAGUGUGAUUUAAAAUUGGCAUUAGGUCGAAAUAGUGCAAGGCCAGAUAAUGAGCGAGUGUCAGAAGAAAUUUUGCAACGAAUGGGAAGAAGACUAGAGAUACCCAAUUCAGCAAAGCAUCGCUGGGAAGAAAACACCUUAUUCCUGGAGGAAUGUGACAACUUUACUAUAAAGAAAGCUAGUAUUUUGGGGUUUUUCUCUAAAUCGCUUGAUAAAAUACUACAACCUCUGUCGCAAUGUGUUACUACUGAAACAAUGGUGUCA